AUGGCGAGGGUUUCGGGCGCCUCCACACUGGCGUGGCUCCGGCAGCUCUUCUCCGACGCCCACUGCGCCCCCACACGCAGCUCCGUCUCCAAGAUGUUUCUCCGCAACCAGGUGGCCAUGGGGAGGGGUCGACCUUGCCUUGCUGCAGCUCGGGACGCACCACCAUGGACCGUCCUCCUUUCUGUCUUUCAAGUGAGUUCGCCCCCUCCUCUCUCUGCUCUUGUCGCCGUAGCCUCGCUGUACCUUGCCGGUCCGGCCGCCGCCACGGGGAAGACCGGCCAGCUCACCGUCUUCUGGGGCCGGAACAAGGACGAGGGCUCUCUCAGGGAAGCCUGCGACGCCGGCCUCUUCACGGCGGUAAUCAUGUCCUUCCUCAACGUCUACAGCCACGGCAAGUACCGCCUCGACCUCUCCGACCACCCGCUCGCCAGCAUCGGGGGCGACAUCAGGCACUGCCAGUCCGUGGGCGUCACCGUCUCCCUCUCCAUCGGCGGCUUCGGCGGCGACUACACGCUCCCGACCAACCGGUCCGAGCUCGACCUCGCCGACCACCUCUGGUUCUCCUAUCUCGGCGGUAGGCGCAGGGGCGUGCGCCGCCCGUUCGGCCGCGCACGGCUCAACGGUGUGGACCUCUUCCUGGAGCGCGGCGGGCCGGCGGAGCACUAUGACGCGCUGGCGAGGGAGCUGGCCAGGCGCAAGGCCCGCGGGGGAAAGGCGCCGCGGCUGACGGCGACGCCGCGCAACGCGUUCCCGGACAGGCUCGCGGCGCAGGCGCUCCCGACGGGGGUCUUCGAGCGCAUCCACGUGAGGUUCUACGACUCGUGCCGAGCCGUGGAGCCGGCGUGCGCGGGGUGCAGGCGCAAGGUGGGGGCGGAGCAAGGCCGAUGGCGAGCUCGAGGCGAGGCGGAGCCGGCCCGGCGCAGUCCGGGCAGCUGA
Messenger RNA from Triticum dicoccoides, 936 nucleotides. Its product is annotated as xylanase inhibitor protein 1-like. Lineage: Eukaryota; Viridiplantae; Streptophyta; Magnoliopsida; Poales; Poaceae. Gene Ontology annotation, biological process: carbohydrate metabolic process. The transcript has 4 exons. Gene Ontology annotation, molecular function: chitinase activity. The record is from RefSeq and is a predicted model, not a curated record. Bases 1 to 936 code for a protein of 311 amino acids. Gene Ontology annotation, cellular component: extracellular region.